AUGGCCCUCCCGGCACACCACUCCGGUGGGAUCAUUUGCUACGGAGGUUUUGCUUGGGAAGAUGGCAAACAUAUGUGCAGUUCUGGUCGGCUUGUCAUGGGCAAGAGGUUCCUUAGCAGAGGCGGGCAGAUGUGCGUCCACGAGUGGGUUAUAGUUGACCAUGCUUGUUCUCAUAUUCAUAUGUAUCUGCGCCCACUUUAUGACACUCUCGGUUGGUUGGAUCUGUGUUCCAUUUCGAGAAAUAAAUUGAUAAGAUGCUUGGAUCUGAAAUUUUAUAAACCCCAAGUGGAGGCUAGUUUGUCAUACUGCGAGGAUUUCUUACAUGAGAUGUCACAUAAGGACGACAAAAUUGAUUCCUUAGUUAAAAUGGGUUUCCUGAAGACGAGGCUGCACUGGCUAUUACUAGAUGCGACCGCAGGAGAUGGUUACUAUGGCAAUUUGUCCGACUAUGAGGAUAAUUCCUAUGAUGGGAUAAACAAGGGAAGGUUCAUGGAUGGGAACAAAAAAGAGAGAAAGAGAUAUGGAGGUCAAGCACAGGGAAGUAGAGGCCCAUUAGAUGGUAGCGCUGAUGAACCCAUGCCGCUCCCAAAUCCAAUGGUUGGAUUUAGCUUGCCAGAUCAGUGGCCAAGACCAGUGAACAGGGAUCUACCUUCACAAGCUAUGGGUCCACCAUACUUCUACUACGAGAAUGUUGCUCUUGCUCCAAAAGAUGUAUGGACUAUCAUAUCAAGAUUCUUGUAUGAUAUUCAGCCGGAGUUUGUGGACUCGAAGUACUUCAUCUUCAGCCACCAGAAAAGAGGUUAUAUACACAAUUUGCCACUUGAGAACAGGUCACCUCUCCUCCCUAAACCUCCAAGGACAAUAUCCGCAACAUUUCCUCGUACCAAGAGGUGGUGGCCAUCAUGGGACCCAAGACAACAGUUCAAUUGCCUCCAGACUUGUGUGUCUAGUGCAAAACUGUUAGAGAAGAUUCGUGUAACCCUUACAAAUGAUUCAGAUCCACCUCCUCCAAGAGUUCGAAGUUGGUGUUGGAGGAGUGUAGGAAAUGGAAUCUCGCUUGGGUUGGCUUAA
This is a messenger RNA of Miscanthus lutarioriparius, 1071 nucleotides long. Lineage: Eukaryota; Viridiplantae; Streptophyta; Magnoliopsida; Poales; Poaceae. The record is from the annotation of a GenBank genome assembly.